Messenger RNA from Leptinotarsa decemlineata (Colorado potato beetle), 460 nucleotides. RefSeq lists its product as uncharacterized. NCBI's taxonomy places the organism in Eukaryota, Metazoa, Arthropoda, Insecta, Coleoptera, Chrysomelidae. The record is from RefSeq and is a predicted model, not a curated record. Gene Ontology annotation, biological process: tRNA-type intron splice site recognition and cleavage. Gene Ontology annotation, cellular component: tRNA-intron endonuclease complex.
AAACUCAAUAAACUUUUAUGAAUACAAUUUUUUAUAGUUGGGCAUUGUUGAUACUUUUUUUUAAUAUUAUUCUCAGAAUAUUUAAUAUUAGAAACACUAUCUUUUGAAUUGUUGAUGCUUUUAUUUUUCAAAAACUACAAUGGAUGAACUUGCUAAAAGACUUUUCCAUGAUCACAAGAAUCCAAUUGUCAAACUAGACCUAUUGGGAUCAAAGUUAUUCUUGAGAACGGCAUCUGAUGAACUCGCAGAAUUUAAUGAACAAAAUCAAAACAUUUUGGAAAAUGUUCUCAGACAUACCCGUGUAGAGAAAAGGUGUGCCAGAGCUAAGGCUGAGUGGUGUCCCGAAAUUGGUUUAAGCAAAGUAACAAAGGUGGUCAAGGGAUUAUUAGAGAACUUCGGAUUUCAAGAUAAAAGAGGCAUCUUUAUGUACCCUGAGGAAAUGCUCUUACUAGUGGAAUCU